This is a messenger RNA of Loa loa (African eye worm), 655 nucleotides long. RefSeq names its product Bm-DAP-1 protein. NCBI's taxonomy places the organism in Eukaryota, Metazoa, Nematoda, Chromadorea, Rhabditida, Onchocercidae. The transcript is spliced from 2 exons. Bases 124 to 459 code for a protein of 111 amino acids. The record is from RefSeq and is a predicted model, not a curated record.
CGUUAGUCUUGUUAUUCUUAAAUGUCGAGUAAAUUAGUUACAUUGACCUGUAACUAUCACUUAUUUUUCUGCACAAUUUUAACUAAAUUAUUCAAAUUCCACUUCUGGAGUUUAUUCAGUUAAAUGAGUGAAAGCAAACAGAGUGACUUAUUGAAAGGUGGUCAUGCACCGGCCGAAAAAAUCGCUGGUGGUGUAAGGAGAACUCGGAAAACGCGACUUACUUCGGAAUCCGAGAGAAAUCAGGCGAAGAAAUUGGAAGAACAGGAUGCAUCACAAGAAGGUUUCGGUGAAGAAAUGGAAGAGCAGUCGAAGAAUGUGCUCGCACACAGUGGUCUGGUUGCAAAGACAAAUAAGGAUUAUCCAGAAGAGGCAGUUCGCGCUUAUCAUGAUAAGCAGGUACCACAGCUCCACAAGCCAACAAAACCGAAUGUAACUCUAUUCCAACCUACCAAACAAUAAGAAAAUUGUACCAGUAUCCAUUCAAGAACCCUAUAAUUUACUUUUCUAACACUGUCUGAUUUUCACUACACCACAUUCCAUGUUGAAAGAAACAUAAGGGGCUUUUUUGUGUGAAAAAAAAUGAAAGUGGGAGUGAAGAACUGCUUUAAGAUAUUGUAUUGAACUAAUACAGGGAGUGCAGGAAUUUAUUACAAGG